GUGAACAGCGACGCCAAGUCGUUGCUACAUCCGUCCCCUCUGGUUUAUCUCCUGUAACAGACGGUCUGCUCCUCAGAAGAGUAGAGAAGAGAAGAGACUCUGAGGAGAAGGGAAGAGAAGAGGUGAGAGGCGAGGAGAGGAGAGGAGCGGAGAAGGGAAGAGGGGUGGUUAUUAUCUUCAGAUCGGCCAUCGAAUUCUCGUAACUGUGGUGAUGGCAAGACUCACGUCACUGGCCGAGAAUGUGGUCACGGGGGCAGUCCACGUUCAGGCCAUCGGCUCCUUGUCUUUGUGGUUGACAAUGUCUCUUCUGGUGCUGACGGGGAUUAGCACAGAUGGGAACAGAGACCAUCACGGGGUCGGCUAUGGAGGUUCGCGGAUCGUUCUCGCUUUUGCAUCCCCGACACAAUCGAGGAAGCUUCUGGCGAUGGGCGGAGGAGGAGGAGGAGGAGGAGGAGGAGAGCGAGGUCAUCGUUUUUCCAAGCUUCGCUUGAGUGAGUCGACGUCAACUUCCAGUCGGACAGGAAGUGUCCAUGCAGUUUCGUCAGGCCGUCUUCUGCAGUCUACGAUAGAGAGUCAGUGGCUCGAUCCGCACAACGGAGCGAGGAGUCACGUGGGUGUGGCAGGACUGACGUGGAGCAACACAGUGGCAAGCUCUGCUGAGAGUUGGGCUCGAACUCUCGCCGAGACGUGCGAGAUGUACCACGCCUCGGACAGCGGGUACGGCGAGAAUCUGUACAUGGCUUGGAGUUCUGGGCCUAUUGACAUAACUCCCACGGAGGUUGUGCAGUCUUGGGGGGGGGAGCGGGUCGAUUACGAUUACGAGACCAACACAUGCAGGGCAGACAGACAGUGUGGGCACUACACCCAGAUGGUAUGGAGGAACACCAAAGAAGUCGGGUGCGCUAUUACCUCCUGCACGCUUGUCAGAGAUGGGGAGACAUAUAAUGCACAGAUCGCCGUCUGCCGCUACAACCCCCCUGGCAACUACGUUGGUGAACGGCCCUAUUGACCGUCCGAUUCGCUUGUCUGAGGCCCUAUUGACCACCGUC
Molecule: messenger RNA, 1049 nt
Organism: Chara braunii
Lineage: Eukaryota; Viridiplantae; Streptophyta; Charophyceae; Charales; Characeae
Source: the annotation of a GenBank genome assembly